UUGGACAAGUGGAGUACAGUUUAACGGCGGCACAAAGACCGAGGAGCCAGCGGGUGGAAUUGGUCGAGGUGUUCGCUCUGCCGAUUGCUAAGAGUCUCGAAUCCGUAGAUUACAGCGAGAAAAAAGUUCAACGUAGAUCUUCCACAGCAGCGCUUUGUAGCACGAUGCUGAUGAAUGAAUACGACCUGGAAGACUUUCACAGAUACGCGGAGGUGAAGUUAUUGCAUAAAAAAUUGCAGUUGAACGACACGUAUCUCAACCCUACGAAGAUGAACACCAUCAUACCGAUCAUCCCCAAGCCCACGCGCGAUAUCAUGGACCUCGUGCUUCUGCUGCUUGGCUGCAACUUGAAUGUCCUGCUCGGUCUCGUUAUCCUGCUGAAUUCUUCCAUGCGCACCACCGCCAAUUGCUACAUAAUGAGCCUGGUGUGCUCGAACCUGAUGAUUCUGAUCGAGCCGUUUAAGCAAGCGCUACGCUGGAUCUUCGAUAUGCACCUCAGGAUAAAUCUCGACUAUAUAUUUUUGGUGACCUUCGGCACGUCCGUGCUGACGACAGUUCAGCUUCACAUCGAGGCGUACGUGGUGAUCUGUCAUCAAAGCUCACGUCUGCGCGCACCGCUCCUGAAAAUCUCCACGGCCGUGAAGGGCAUUCUGUUCAUCUGGAUAAUGAGCGUUGUCCUGACAUGCACCGAGCUGCACUUAUACAAACACUACGAGAAAGAGGUCAUGUACGACAUCUGCGUGUCCUCCACCGUUAUGUUCCUAAUGUUCCCGUGUUUUAUUUUCGUUAUGCUCGACAGCUUUAUUCUGUAUGACCUGAUAACCAUGAGAUCGAUAGACGGAACAUGGUCGAGCAAGGAUAUCGAGCGUUUCCUCCUGCUAGUCAGCAUCACCGUUGGAUUCGUUUUCUUCAUGAUGCCGUAUCGGGUCGCGCGAUCUCUCACUCUAAUAACGUCAUUCUGCUGCAGCGACUUGGCGAUAGAGGUGGUUUAUACGAUGGUUAAAAUGUAUCCCACAGUCCUGCCGAUAACGUGUUUCGUAAUGUCGGAGAAGUUCCGUCGAGCGCUCGAGGUAAUGCUACAUUGUCAACCACGCGAAGUUCCCGUCACGAUGUGAAAGGUCGCAAAUACACUCGAACGGACACGACGAAAAUAUGUGAAAAGCGCUUCCACGUUUCUAUUGAAGCACCGUCUACAUAUAUUUCAUCGCAGUCUCGGUAAUAUCCGUCACUUAUAUGUCGCACUUUUGAAUAAUUUAUUAUCCUCCAGAAGAAGUUAAAAUUCACGCGUGCAAUAAGCAAACACAUCCGCUCCCGCGGGAAGGGAAGAAAGGGACGACCGGCGACGAGCAGAGUCUGCACACAAAUUUUCGAAUUCACUGAGCUCUCUGUAUGCAAAUUAGUUUCCCUUUAAGCCUCUGCUCCGAGAGAGCCAGAGUUAAAGCAGCAUUGUACUUAUGGGCGCGCUGUAUAUUCAUGCAGAUCAGGCGAUAUGUAUUUUGUUUCGUUUCUCAUACUCUGUGAAUUAUAAUACGUAUUGUUCUAAUCAGAAGUUCGACGUUUUCGAGUUGUGUACACGGCGUGUUAUAUUUUUCAUGUGUGUCCACAUUGUUAUGUAAAAUCCACAAAUUAAAUCGACGUCGAUACAAAUCGACGACGAUGAAGAAAUUUGUUAAAAAAGUUGCUGAAAAAUCCAGUUGAAAAAGAAAGUUGAGAAACCGCAGCGACACUCAACAUAUCCGACAUUCUCCGCGUAUUCUCAACGCGCACUUGGUUGAAUUAAAAUUACAUUCGAGUAAGA
Molecule: messenger RNA, 1798 nt
Organism: Harpegnathos saltator (Jerdon's jumping ant)
Lineage: Eukaryota; Metazoa; Arthropoda; Insecta; Hymenoptera; Formicidae
Exons: 3
Coding region: 165-1115 (316 amino acids)
Biological process (GO): G protein-coupled receptor signaling pathway
Cellular component (GO): plasma membrane
Molecular function (GO): G protein-coupled receptor activity
Source: RefSeq, a predicted model, not a curated record